AUGCCUUUUGCCGCCGACAAUACAUCUGGUUUUAUAUAUCUGGAAACCCUCAACGUUCCAACUGAAGCUGUUAUCCCGGUUUUUCUUUUCUUUCUGGUAAUAUAUGUAUGUAUUGUAAUUGGAAAUUCUACGGUAGUAUAUGCCAUAGUCAUUAGUCAGAAUUUGCAUGAACCAAUGUAUAUACUGCUCUGUAACAUGUCCAUUUGUGAUUUAAUUGGUAGCACAUCUUUGCUGCCUAGAGUAAUGACGGAUUUAUUAGCAGAGGUAAAGGUGAUUUCCUUCGAACCUUGCGUUAUUCAAGCGUUUUUUGUUCAUUUAUAUGGCCUUACGUCGCAGUUAAUACUAACAGUAAUGGCUUAUGACAGGUACGUUGCGAUUUGUGACCCACUGAAGUACACAUCGAUACUGACAGACACAGCACUGAUCAAACUGUGCUGUUUUGCGUGGGGAUUCGCGCUUAUUUUAAUUACCAUCAUGAUAGGGCUAACUCUGAGGCUCCCGAGAUGCGGGACAAAAAUAUUAAUGUUUUGUAACAAUUCUUCCCUUUUUUCACUGUCCUGUGUGGACACAACUUUAAAUAACAUAUAUGGGUUAUUCAUCACUUACCUCAUCAUUUGUCUAUCUUUUGCCACAAUCGUUUGGACAUACAGUAAAAUUCUCUUUGCUUGCUUAACAAAAAGUGACAACCGCAACAAACGUAAAGCCAUUCACACGUGCACGACGCACUUAAUAUCUUAUAUUCUUUACGAAUUCAUCAUGCUGUUUACAAUUAUUUCACAGAGAUAUUCCUUCUCCAAUCAUGAACACCUCUGGUCACAGCAGCAGAUAUCUACCCCACAGCAGAUGGACCUAGCCAUGGCCCUAGCCCAGACUUCAAAUAAUUGUAGAGCAUAUGCAUUGGUGCAGUAA
Messenger RNA from Erpetoichthys calabaricus (reedfish), 909 nucleotides. RefSeq names its product olfactory receptor 142-like. Lineage: Eukaryota; Metazoa; Chordata; Cladistia; Polypteriformes; Polypteridae. Gene Ontology annotation, biological process: G protein-coupled receptor signaling pathway. The coding region runs from base 1 to 909 and encodes 302 amino acids. The transcript has 2 exons. The record is from RefSeq and is a predicted model, not a curated record. Gene Ontology annotation, molecular function: olfactory receptor activity; G protein-coupled receptor activity. Gene Ontology annotation, cellular component: membrane.